AUGAAUUUAAAAAAGGAAGAAAAAUUAGAUGAUCCGCUUAAGCAAGAAGAUCUGGUGCAACAACCACCGCAAGCCGUACCAUCUGAAAUGGCUGAAACCAACAACAAGCCGGAGGGCCAUUACGAGCAGCCGAAGAUUGAAACGCCCUUGAAUGACGAAAACCACAUUGACGGCAAGAAAAUCGUUGCACGUCACAUACAGGGCACCGUUAAGUGGUUCAACGUCAAGAACGGCUAUGGGUUCAUAAACCGCGCUGAUACAGGCGAUGACAUCUUCGUUCAUCAAACGGCUGUCACAAAGAACAAUCCAAACAAAUAUUUGAGAUCACUAGGCGAUGGCGAAAAAGUCGAAUUCGAUGUUGUAGAGGGACAAAAAGGGCCAGAAGCAGCAAAUGUCACCGGUCCAAAUGGGGGUAACGUGGAGGGCUCGAGAUAUGCAGCUGAUAAAAGCGAUAUGCGAGGAAGAGGACGAGCUUAUCGUCGGCGUUUCUAUUAUGGUGCUUACCGUCCGGGUAGAAGUGGAGCGAGACGUGCAAACUCUGAAGGUGAUGGUGAAAGUGGGGAUAAUGAUGAAGGUGGGAGACGUGGACGUGGAGGGUUCCGUGGUCGUGGACGUGGACGUGUUCGUGGUCGAGGACGCGGUCGCGGUGGACAGCGUCGCCGUGCAUCGGAAGGUGAUCACCAGGAGGCCACAACAGAGGAUCAGUUAAGUGGUGAAAAUGUUUCACGAAAAAUUGGCCGCGGACGUGGUCGUGGAGGCAGGGGUCGCCGAGGGGCCCGUAACGUUGAUGUCAUGAAUGGUGAAGCCGAAAACAAUAUUCACGUGACUUCUGACGAGAGCAAAGAAAAUGAACGUCCAAAUGCAGAUAUAAAACAGUCUGAAUAA
This is a messenger RNA of Acanthocheilonema viteae, 885 nucleotides long. NCBI's taxonomy places the organism in Eukaryota, Metazoa, Nematoda, Chromadorea, Rhabditida, Onchocercidae. The record is from the annotation of a GenBank genome assembly.